Messenger RNA from Fonticula alba, 10856 nucleotides. RefSeq lists its product as hypothetical. The record is from RefSeq and is a predicted model, not a curated record. Bases 96 to 9578 code for a protein of 3160 amino acids. The transcript is spliced from 12 exons. Lineage: Eukaryota; Rotosphaerida; Fonticulaceae.
CGCCCACCCCCCAACACCACCCGGCCCACAUCGGCGUAACCAUCGCCCCUCCUCCCCCCUUCUCUCACCCCUCCCCGCCGCUGCCAGACCGGACCAUGCUUGGCUGGCCCGGCCCGGGCAGUCCAGCGGCAAAGGCCGACUCGACACACCCGGCCACGCCGACUGGCGUUUGCGUCGAGUGCAUUGCACGCGCUGGCCCUGGCGCGCCGUGCAGCUGCCCGGUCCCGAAGCCCGGCUCUCCGGCCGUCGGGGCCGGGGGCCCUGGCCACGCCCUGGCCGGCCCCUCGGCCCACCAGCUCCUGAUGGACCCCAAUAGCAACCUCAACCAUCGGUGCUUCUCACGGCUCUAUAUCUGGGCGGUCCUUUGCGAGCAGCAUGGUCUCACGCGCAUGGCCAAGGUGAGCUAUGCCCGCGCGCAGCGACGCCUCCUUAGUUUCAUUCAGGACAUUCAAGCAGCCCCGACACCUUCACCAGCAGGCCCAUCACCGGAUGGCACCUCCCGCGACCUGGCCCCAGAUGAAGCCUCCAGCGAGGAUGACCACGCCUCGCGCCUCGAGAGCUUCCACCAGUUGCUGGCCAAGCUUUCCACCAUCAUCGAUAAUCUGGAGGCCGCCCCGACCGACGUCAGCGAGAAGGCCUUCAAGCGGUCCUGGGUGGACUUCCUCGACUCGGAUGCCACCUCCUUCACCAAUCUGUCAGAUGUCUUUCCCGUGCAACAGGCCUUCGAUUUCAUCCCCGGUGUCUGCAUUCGCGACGUGGUCGCUCCUGCCCGGGUGGACCUCUUCGACUUUGCCCAAAUGCCAGACGAGGAUCUCGACUCGGCCGGCAGUGAGUGCUCCGGACCCGGGGACAUCUCGGCCGAGCAUGCCUCCCCUCGACCGACGGCCGAGGCCCCCAUGGCCGACCGGGGCUCCGGGGACUUCGGCUCGCCCGGCAUCGCGGGCCGGCUGUCAGUCACCGAUGUCUCCCCAGCCCCACGGUCCAGCGUCAGUGGCGAUGGGGGCGCUCUGGCCGGGCUCCCGCGCUCCUCCUCCACCUCGCUCCCCCGGUCGUCGACCAUCGGGUCACCCUCGCUGCGGGACUCGGUAGCCUCGAUGUUCGGCAUCACGCCGGACCCGGUCCCGGUGGACCCGGCCCCGGCCCCGGCCCCCGCUCCGAAUCCAGCUCCGCUUCCCCGAACGAGCGCCGGGCUAUUGCCGGUCUCCUUUAGCCGGGGAUUGGCCGCGUCCGGGACCUCGUGUCGGUGCUCGCGGUUGCGCUUCUGCGCCCCGGGCGCCGGGUGCCGGCAGCAUGCGUGCCGGGUUCCCCCCGCUGGCGGAGUGCCGGUGGUCUCGCUCGCUCCGGUGGACAACUUCCUGCGCGAGUUGUUCUACUCCUUCCACUACCACCAGCUGCAGUCAUCGGAUGCGAUGGCGGCGGCGGCGGCAGCGGCGGCAGCCAGCGCCGACAGCCCCGGUCGUGGGCCCGACGCGGGCUCCCCCUCGAUGCCGGCGUCGGCUGCCGGUCCGCCGUUGUCGCACCUGCUCGAGGGCGGGCGCAUGACCUACCGCCUGGGGCGCUACUUCAAUGCCUACACCGCCCCGCUGCUGGACGCCGAAGGGACCAUCCUGCCGGCCGACGUGCUGGAGCCCUACCUGUCGCCGGUUGUUCGUGGGCCUCCUCAUGGCUCGGGGCCCGCCGCCGGGGCGGGCCCCGGGCAGGGUGCCCCCCGGUCGACCGACCGCCGGCGCGGGUCCCUCCUCGCCAUCGAUGCCCCGGGCAAUCCACCCGCCGGGGCCCCGGGUCCCACGUUGGCCAACACCACAGGGCUGGCCUCCGGCGACGCGCACCAGCCCUCCACCACCCCGAAGGGCGCUCCCCGGUCGGAGGAUGCAACCGCCGGAUCCGGGCCAGCAUCUUCCGGCACCGGGCCCUCAGGGUCCAAUGCCCCGCCCGAGGGCAACCACACCAGUCACAUGUAUCUGCCGAACUUGAUUGCCGGGCUGCUCCGGCGCUCCGGCGUCCUGGCGGUGGACUUCGAAACCGGCUUCCCGAGGCUCUCCCAGAUCACCAGCGCCACGCAGGCCAACCUGUCGCCGGCCGGCAGUCGUGUGCUGGAGACGCGCCUCAACACGCCGUUGCGCUAUGGCCGGUCCCUGGCGGCCGACGGCCUGGCCGAGGCGCCGGCCCUGUGCUCGGCGCAUGCGUCCCUGGCGCCGGCCCUGCGGGACGCUCCCUUCGCGCAAGCCUGCCAGCCGGACGGCCUGCUGGCCCUCGCCGGGCCGUGCGCCGGGCCGACCACCGGCAGUGGGGUUUGCAUCGCGCGUCUGGCGGCCAAUGCCCUCCCGAGUGAUGGGAGCACCAGCCCCGACGCCGACAUCCCCCCUGGGGGCCACCACUUCCCCCUGGUGCGCAUGCCGGUCGAGCUGGCCGAGGCCCUGUCGUGUCUGUUGUCAUCAUUCCCGCGCGAGGACACAGUCUCGAGUGCUGCGACGGGAUCGGAAACCGGGGCAGCCGCCGCCAGCACCAGCACCAGCACCAGCGCCAGCGCCAGCGCCAGCGCCAGCGCCAGCGCCAGCGCCACGGUGGCCGCCGACUGGCGCGAGCCGCUCAGCCAGCUGAUUGCCCAGCUUGGCCGAAUCGUCGUGCAGAAGGUCCCGCAGCCAAGCCAGGCCGAGCGGCAUUCGCGCCCGGCCACCUUAUCGCCAUUGCUGCAUCCCGGCCUGCCGGAUGCCGGGCAUCAAUUUGCCGACGCCCUGGCGCCGGGUGGCGGCGGGGGGGCCGCGUACUAUCGACGCCCGGCGGGCCGGCCCUCGGGGAGCGCCUUGCCGGCGCUCAGCACGAUUCCCGGCUGCGCGGGCGAGGUGGCCCCCACGGCCACGACCAUUCCCCCGUCGGCCGCGGCGGUCGCAGCCACCGAACGGUCGGUUCUCUCGCUGUCGGCGGCCUCGCGCUCGCGGUCUUCCUCCUUCGGGGCGUCCUCCUCGCCGACCUCGUUGGCGCGGCUGCACCUGCGGUCGUCGGCGGCCGUGUCCUCGGCUGGGGGCUCGUCCGGGCCGCUGGCCUCGCCGCUGAAUCCCCCCUCGCCCUUGAGCCAGCUGGCCUUGCCGGCGCUCCUGCACCCGGCCACCGGCGGCGGCGGCGGCGGCGGCGCCGUCAUCCCUGGCAUCGGGGCCGCCGACAUGGACAUCAUCGUCACCGGCCUGCGGGAGGAGGAUGAGGACGCCGAUGCCGAUGACGACACCACCGACGAGGUCCUCCGGGACUCCUGUCUGCCGGGGCCGCUCAACCCGCCGGACGGCCUGGCCGAGGCGCUGCUGCUGCUGCCGCCGGCCGACAGCAUUGCCCCGGCCUGCCAGUGUUUCACCGGGCGCCUGGCAGCCAGCACCACGGCGCGGACGCUGGCCGCCAACUGCGUGUGUCCGGUCUCCUGCGGGAAUUGCUUCCCCGAUGGGGCCUUCCUGGGCCAGCGUCUUGGGGACCUGCGCCGGGAUGCCCUGGCCGCGCACAUUGAGAUGACCACCCUGUCGGUGUGGUCUCUUUCCUCGCCGGGGCACUCCAUGAGUGCCUCGGUGUUCGGCUUGCUGGCUUCCAACGAGACGGACGAGUUCGAGUCCUGGCGGGUGUCCCUCUACUCGCACAUUGUCUCGCACCUGACCAACCUGUCGCCGGAUCGCCGGGUGCGCCCGGUCAGUGUCCAUGAUCUCCGGUCCUCGGCCACCAACCCCGCUGGCUCGCCCUCGCCGGGGCCGGCGUCGGCCUCCCCAUCCCCGGGGCCUGGCCCGAUGCCGCUGUCGGCGGGCGCCGGGCGGCCGCGCACCCUGAGCGGCCUCGGCCCUCGGCCGUCGGCCCCCGGCCUUGGGCUCCCCCGCCGCGAUGCCACGGCCGCCUCGUAUACGGACAUUUCGUCGGUCGCUGGUUCCAGCGCUACCAGCACCGCCAGCACCGCCAGCAUCGCCGGCACCCCGCCGCCGGCGACCCCCAGCGGCGAUGUCUACCUCGGGCACCUGCGCCACGUGUCGCAGGGGCUCUUUGGCCGGCAUGUGGAGCUGGACUUCAGCCAGUUGGAGAGCGGCACCGCCAACCGCCAUGCGCGCUCCUUCGCCGUGUCGUCGCCCGAUGUGUCGCUCUCCUCGUCCAUGUCCUCGAUCGACACCAUUUCCUCCAUCUCUCCGCUGAUGCCCGGUGAGGCUGAGGACAGCCAGCCAUUGAGCGUGCUGGCUGUCGUGUCGUCCGCCUUCCCGGCUCGGGCGUCGGAGCUCCUGUCGGCCAGCCAGCGGGCCACCCUGCGUGCGGCCACCAUUGUCGAUCUUUGGAUGGCCUCUCUGCAGCUGUAUGCCCGACCGGGCGAGGUCGCCGCGACCGCCGGCCUCUCGAGCCUCGAGUCGCUGAAUAUGCUGAAUCACUCGCUCUUCGCCAUGUCCCUGCGCCAUGCCGUGUCGCCGAUUUCUCUGUUGCUGCUGCCGCUGGUCUUCAUGUCCAUCCACUUCCGUGUAUCCGAGGAGUACGUUCAGCUGCUGGAUGAGCAGCUGAAUUUCAUCUUCGGUCUGUGCGGCGUGGCGGAGUACACCGGCCGCGGGCGGCCGGGCCUCUUCGCCGAGAUGGUCACCAAGCGCCCCCUCAUGGUUUGCCCAUUCGAGCGUGAGCUGGCGCACGGCGUGAAGCUUUGCAUCUUCCGGUCCAUCCGUCAGGUCCUGCUAGACCUGAAGUUGAAUGUCCCACCUCUGGAGAUGGAUGCCACGCUGGCCACCCUGCGAGCGGCCAUCGAGCAGGCACUCAGCAUCGGUGCCAUCGGCCCCCCGCAGUACAUCAACUACACCGGGUCCGGGCAUUUGCUGUCCAUGUCCAGCAUCAGCGAGCUCCUGGCUGGGUCCCUGUCCCGGGCAGCCGCUCAGACCGGCGACUCCGGGGCCGGGGGCAACACGCAACCCCCGAGCUCCAUCGAGGCGGAGCUUCUUCAGUACCUCCCGUGCCGAGCGAGCCACACGACUGGCGGGGCUUUCGGUGCGGACGAGCACCAUGGCGGCCCCGGCGCCGAUGGUGGGUCCGGCAUGGGCCCGGCUGACUCGGGGCUCGGCCGGUCUGGCAGUAGUGGCAGCACCAACUCCACGGGUGGCUCCGGCAGUGGGACUCCAAAGGCCCCCGGGUCCGGCGGGCCCCCGUGUCUGGUCAAUGCGACGCUGCUGGGCAAUUCCAUGAACCUGCGCCACACGACGAUGUUCUCCUCGCCGGCCAUAUCUUCCCUCCGGGCGCCGACCGUGUCCGAGACAUCUCCCUAUCCGGACCUGGUCCGGCGACUGUACGCCGGGGGGUCGGGCGCCACGCGGCUUUUCUGGCUGGCGGGCCCCGGGGCUCCUGGCGGGUCUCAAGCGCACCUCCUGCUGCCGGUGGACCGGUCCCUGCCCGAGGCCGGGGACGGGCUGCUGGCUUUGCGCGAGCGGACUCUCUUUGCCCAGUGCCACAGCCGUCUGGCGUACGAGCAUGCUGGCAGGGCGCGCGCGCAGUCCACCGCAUCCACCAUGUUGCAGAUGUUCCUGGAGCACAGCUUCAUCGUGCGGUAUUGCGCUUUGGCGGUGCAGGACCCGCGUAUGGCCUCGGCUGCCGGGCUGGCGGAGAUUCUCGCCCGGCGGGAUGUCGGCGUGGACUUCAGCGCCGGGCGUCUGCUCAUCCUCUUUGAGCGCAUCGAGGCCGACGCCCAGGGCGUGGUGCAGUUCUUCAAUACCAUGUCCGACUUCUCCCUGUUGGAGCUUUACCUUGAUGUCUUCUGGGGGCUGUUCCAUGUGGACUUUGUGCGCUUCUCCCUGACCGAGACUCACCUGAGCCGGCGAUCGGCUCCCUUGUUGGGCAAGGCCUUCUCCGCCCUCAGUGAGGCGUCAGCCCUGAGCACGGUCGUUGCGCGGACCAAUGCCAAGCGUACCUUCGGCCGGCAUGUCGGCGGAGCCAGCGCCGGCACGGGCGGCGGCGGCAACAGCGGCGGCAGCGGCAACAGCAGCGCAGCCGGUGGAGGUGCAGCCGGCGGCCCGGCGGCAGCAGGGACCCGGCCCGGUUCCUCCACCAGUGCCAUGCCUGUGGCGGCCGGCCCGCCCAGCAGCUCCGGUUUGCCUCCCCCGCCGGGGUCGAUCUUGUCGACAUCCGUAUCGUCGACCUCCUCCGGGGCCUCCUCCUCGUCGGUUUCCUCCGGCUCUAGUGUGUCGGGUUCUUCGGGUGUGGGGGAUUCCCGGGACACGCUCGGGCCGCGCCCCGGUCGGCCCCUUUCCCAGCAUGAUGCCGAUCUCCUGGCAGCGGGUCCCGGCGUUGUGGGCGCCGGGCUCGAUGCCCCGGCUUCCGGGGCUCGACGCGACUAUCCGGCCUAUCCGACGGAGCUGUCGGCCAGCGACACGCUGCGGCUGCUGACCGAGGCCAGCUUCGCCAAGUCCUCCUUCUCGGCCCUGCGCAAUGACCGUGUGCACACCAUUGAUCGGCAUUCCUUCCGGCUGGCGCACCGCCUGCAUGCGGUCACCCAGCGCUGGCGUGAGUUGGGGUACAUGACGCGCGAUUGUCGGCUGAACUUGGUGGUUUUGCCGAGCGAUGCGCCUUCCUCCUCGCCGGGGAAUUCGUCUCCCCCCUCGCCGACGGGCGGCCUGCCGGAGCCGGCCUCGGGCACCCGGGCUGCUGGCAAACCCCCCGGCAAUGCCUCCGACCGGGAGGGUGUCCCGACCGGGCCCCCCUCCGAUGAGAGCCUCGAUUCCUGGCGCACGGUCUUCCAGGGAGUGGUGGUUGCUUGGAUGUUGCAAACCAGCACCGUCAUCGGCCAUUGGCUGAAUGCCUCGGUCGAUCGGGACACCUAUGCUCCGGUGCAGCUUCGUGCCCCGACGGUGGCCAUGCUCUCGACGCUGGCCAACAUGACGGGGGGAUUCUCGGCGGUUGUCGGGGCCCCGGCCCAGCAGCAGCAGCCGCCGCCGCCGCCGCCGCCGCCCGGCUCGAGUAGGCCCCAGUCACCCUUCCUGGGCUCGGCCCUGGCAUUGGCCGCGGCCACCGGCGAUGGGGUGAUCCGCCUCAAUUGCAGUUCGUCCAUGGUGGAUUUGCUCACCUCUUCGGUGUUCAUGAUGCGCGCCACUCGGUCGUUGGACUUCCUCCAGGCGCCGGUCACCGGGCCGACGGUGUCCGCCACCAUGUCGCCCUCCGACAGUGGCAUCCCCCUGUCGGCUUUCCGGGUGUUGCCCUUCGAUCCGGCCCGGUCGUCGGCCGAGCCGCUGGACCAUCGGCUCGGCCCUAUGCUGCUGGAAUCCGACUCGGCCCUGGCCUUUGCUCGGAGUCCGAGCGCCGGGGGCCUUCCGCGGGCAGUGGCCGACCUCCUGCGCGAGCAUGUCCUCAAGUUCGCCAGCGACUAUGUCCUGCGCAUCACCUAUCACGACUUGUCCUAUGUGACGGAGGAGUUCUCCAAGAAGUUGAUGAGCCUCUCGCGGCCGGAGUUCGACCUCCGCGGGACCCCCAUCGGGUAUCCCUACCUGCGUAGCGUGGCAGACUUGCUGCGCACGCGGGCCACCUCUUCGAUGACCGAGUCCCGGCUCUUCUUCGAGCUCUCCCAGUCCAUGUGCAUGCGCUUGAACAACUUGCAGGCCCUGUGCGAUGUCCAUGACCAGCUGUAUGCCGAGCUGGCUCCUGGCCUGUUGGCCACCGGGGCCACGGAUGUGGCCCUGCCAAGUCCCGGCCCUCCGGCGGCCCCCUCGGAGCCGGUGAUCACUUGUCGCCGGCGCUUCACCGCUCGGCCGGGCUUCCUGCAGGCGGUGCUCUCGGCCCAGUGUUCGACCUUCGUGCGGCAGUCGCUCUUUGAAUUGGAGUCCUCGGCCUUGGGCACCUCCGAGCCGGUCCCCAGCACCUGGCCCGGGUCUCCCUUCCGGGCCACGACCAGCCGAACCGCUUCCCUGCGACUGGGGUCCUGCGCGGCGUCGGCCUCCGGAAGUGGUGGCCCCUGUCGGACGGCCUUCUGCCAUCGGUUCCUGUUGGAGACUGCCUCCGGGCCGGGGCUCGCCGGGAACAUGGGGUCCUUCUGUUCGUGCGCAUCCCUGUCUCGCGGUGGCAACACCGGUGCCGGUCUCGGCGACGGCCUCGGCAGCCCGGCCGCCGGGCCUGCCGCCGGUGCGUCGUGUCUGCUUCAUGGCACCCUCUACUCGGCGCACCCUCGCGAAUCUCUCGGGCACAUGGCGCAGAUGUUCCAGCUGGCAGAUGAUCCCCGGCACCCGGCCUUCGGCCCGACGGCAUCCGGCGCCGGGGCCACGUCGCUGGCUGACCGCCAGCGCUUGACCGAAUUCUCGUCCGGCCUCCUGGCCUCGGCCACAUCGGCCGCCGCCACGCUGCCGACCGGUGCCCUGCGUGCCAUCUGGCUGGCCUUCUCCAUGCCGCAGGCGACCCUCUUCCGUCGGGCCGCAGGCGGCGACUCCCCGGUGGACGGCCUGCAGCAGGAGGUCGAGGGGGUCUCCCCGUCGGCCUUCUUCACCGUCAGCCCGGCCAUCACCCUAUCGGCGGUCUUCUCCCUGUGGCGUGAUGCCGGUCGCUUCAGGACCUUUGCCCUGGAGCGUGCCACCGUCCCGGCCGACCUGGGGUUCCUGGCCUCCGGGCCGGUGUACGACAGCAAGCAAAUUGUGUCGCGCUCGUUGUUGAUGCUGAUCAACCUCCUGUCGUCGAAGAUCAAUUUCUCCCUUUCAUCGAACAUUCUGAAGGUCCUGAACAAUGAUCCCACGGUCCUGCUCCGGUCGCUGAUUCCACCGGCCCCCGCCAAGGAUCCGUCGGAAAGCCCGGCUGGGUCCAAUCGCAAGCCACGCUCCUCUUCCGGCAGUGACUCCACCUUCUUGUGGUUCAAGUCGUCCAAGGGGUCGGGCAGCUCGGCCACCGGGCCCGGCUCCCCGGGGUCGCCCUCCACCAGCAAGACCGGAUCUUCUUCUUCUUCUUCGCCAUCCUCUUCCUCCUCCUCUUCCUCCCUUUUCACAUCUCUCUCCUCCUUGCUGCCUGGCAGCCUGGGCGAGAGCAAGCGCCCCAACAGCGUUCGGGUGGUCCCCUCGCAGGCGGACAUCCUGUAUGAGAUCACCAAGAUUUCGAGCUCCGCCCGCCGGGGCGAGCUCCUGGUCAGUGCCCUGGACGAGUCGCUCAGCAUCAUCGACCGCGGCCUGAGCGUGGUCCUCCGGCACCUGGGUCGGUCCAAGCUGCAGAUCAGCUUCCUCUACUGCCUCUGGGGGCACAUCAAUGGGGUCCUCUUCCGGAGUGUCAACUGCGAGAACACCAUCGGCCCGGCCUUCCUCGCGCGCGAAAUCCUAGACAUCUACUCCGCCUACUUGUUGGUGCGGAACGACGCCCGCAAGAGCCGCCUGUACCUGGAGAGCAUGUCCCGCUUCACGUCGAUCCAGUUGACGCUCUCCUCGCUGCCCACUUCGACCCUGGUCUCUCUGCACAAGUCCCUCUCCAUCAACACCCCCUUCCCGCGCGGUUCCGACACCCUUGUCGAGUAUCCGCCCCGGGAGUUCAACUUCACCCCGCAGGACAUCAUUCGCAUUCUACAGCGCCGGCGCGAGUCUUACGCUGAUACGGAUGCCACCUUCUACUUGACCGAGCUGAUGCCUUCGUAGCGCCCUCUGCUCCUCCCCCACUCCCUCGCCUGUCCUUCUCGGUGUCCCGAGAGCAUGGGCAACAAUAUAUCUCUUUGAUCUUUUGAGCCUGAGACACAUGCACACUUGCGUUGGGAUUCCCGCGCCCCUUGUCGGUGACGAUCCCCCCGCCGCCCGGCAGCCCCUCCGGCCACCUCCUGUGGGCUUGACCAUCCACUCACUGAGGGGCGGGCCCCUGCCACAUCUUUUGGCUGUGACCUUGGGGAGGUGUGCACUUUCGAGGAGGAGUUCGCCUUUGGCGUCCCCGACAGCAGCCCCAGGGAGCUUCGGCAUCUUUCCUCAUGGCGCUCGUGAGUGGUGCCGGCGUGCAUGAUCCUGGAAUGCGUUCUCCCGGCGGUGAGGGGAAUGCCCAUCGCCGAUCUAGAGCCCCCAGGCCAGAGGGAAUGCAUGCCCUCUUCCGAGCUGAGGAGGGCACAGCGCGUGGCCAGGACACGGAAAUAGGCCACCUCUCCCGAGGGGCGGUCCACUCUCGAUUUUGACCAUUUCAGCGGGCCCUGGCGGAUGUCGACCCGGGAGCCGGGUGAGCAUGGCACACUUGAGCCCCCACCAGGAAGGAGGCUGGAGGGACCUGGGGCUGGAGGGACCUGGGGCUGGAGGGACCUGGGGCUGGAGGGACCUGGGGCUGGAGGGACCUGGGGCUGGAGAGGCUGGGAAAGCAAAAGAAUGGCGAGGCAAAAGUGCCGGUCCAGCCGGAUCGGUGUCUUCCACGGACGGCAGGCCACUCAGCACCCUUUGAUGCCUUCCUGUGGGGCGCCUUCCCACCUGGCCAAAGAGGGUACGUGCAUCCCGGACGCUUGCCUCCUGCCGGACCGUCGAUGCAUCGAGGGGAGGAGGUGACCAGGUUGGGAGGAGAUGGCCUGCCUCGGGCACCGGGUUUGAAUGAGGGAAGCGCUUUCUCCUCGGCUCCACGGCCGGGACCCAAGCUGCAGUGGACUGGAGAUGAGGACAGCAGUCGCUGGCAUGAUGACGUGGGCUGAGGGUGAUCUGCUUCAUGCGAGAGUCCCGAAGAAGGGAGUGACCCGAUCGUCGGCCUGGUGGAACUUUCGUCCUCUCUGGCCCGAAGAAGCAAUGAGGAGGGGAAGGAGGAGGAGAGCGAAACGAGCUCUUCCAAAAAGGAAGGGCAAGAAGGGAGCGGCACUCCCGCGACACCCCGGUUGAAGGGGCGCCGAGAUCGCGGGGAGGGCAUGUCCGCUGGGCGGAAAGGCGCCCAAAAGAGGGGGCUUGGAGGAAGGCAAGUGG